Aphanomyces invadans is the source of this 5778-nucleotide messenger RNA. RefSeq lists its product as hypothetical. Lineage: Eukaryota; Oomycota; Saprolegniomycetes; Saprolegniales; Verrucalvaceae. Gene Ontology annotation, biological process: regulation of ARF protein signal transduction. Gene Ontology annotation, molecular function: guanyl-nucleotide exchange factor activity. The transcript is spliced from 29 exons. The record is from RefSeq and is a predicted model, not a curated record. Bases 54 to 4613 code for a protein of 1519 amino acids.
CUGUCAGUGCGCGACGGCACACCGCCGGGCCCGCCGAUAUUGCGCCGUGCUCCAUGGAAGUGUUUAUCGAGCGCGCUGUGGGGAAGAUCCGCAAGACUCUUAGCCGACGGGACAAGGACAAGGAACUCCGUGAGAGUUGCGAUGAAGUGCUGUCGCAUCUGAAGGCUGGGACCCCGCAUCUGUCGGAGGAAACGUACUUUGCCCCGCUCUUUUGCGCGAUCCUGACAAAACACAGCAGCAAAACGACGUGCCUGGCGUUGGACUGUAUCGAAAAGCUGCUUGCAUUCGGGUACAUGCGCGGGACGGCGCCGAUCACGAGUUCGCUGCAAGCGCACCUGCAACGCACGCUCAACCUCCGCGAGGACGACAUGAACAUGACCGCGAAGCACAGUGUGUUGCUCAUUGACGCCGUCGUUGAAGUCGUGUGCAGCUGUCAAGAUCACAAUGACACCGACGUCCAGCUCCAGGUGCUCAAGGCCGUGCUCACCGCCGUCACCAGCACGUCAUGCGCGGUCCACGAACACUCGCUCCUCAAGUCGAUUCGCGCCAGUUUCCACAUUUAUUUGGUCAGCAAGAGCGUGAUCAACCAGACCGUCGCCAAAGGCACGUUGCAGCGCAUGAUUGCAAGUACUUUUCAGAGAAUGGAGGCGACUGCUGUCCCCGCCGCGUCGACCGCCGUCGAGUCGCUCGCCAUGUAUUCUUCCGUGCAAGAACACUUUGGCCUGACAUGCCAGCCCGGCGGCAUCCGACCUCAGGCCGUCGGCGAUGUCAACGGGUUCCCUUCCUUGUGGCACAAGGACGCGUACUUGGUGUUUCGCGCGCUCUGCCGCAUCUCGAUGCGAUUUGUGAUCGACGAUGCGAUUGGAGACGCCGCCGAUGACCAGCCGCAAACAGACGAGCCGUUUGCGCUCCAAAGCAAGCUCAUGUCGCUCGAGUUGCUGCUGGCCAUCAUCAACCAAGCGGGCACCACGUUUCAUUCGAAUGACAGGUUUCUCGUCGCGAUCCGGUCCUACUUGUGCGUAUCGCUUCUCGAGAACUGCACGUCGAUCUAUACCCAAGUCGUCGAGCUCAGUCUUCGAGUGUUCGUCGUGCUCAUUACGCAUUUCAAGGCCCAUCUCAAGGGGGAAAUGGAAAUAUUCAUCACCAACAUCUUUCUCCGGAUCUUGGACAGCGAAAACUCGACGUUUGAACACAAGAUGCUUGUGCUGGAAGUGCUCAACCACAUUUGCGACGACCAGUUGAUCUUGAGCGAGAUUUUCCUCAACUACGACUGCGACUGGGACUCGAUGGACUUGUUCAAGCGCAUCGUGAACGCGCUGGCCAAGAUAGCCAAGGCCAAACAACGCGACUCGAUCCAUGCGAGCGCCCCGGCCGCCCGCCAGCUCAAGAUGCAGCAGAACGAAGCGGCGCUCGUGCUCAAAGGCCUCGAAUGCAUGACAUCGACAGUGCAUUCGCUGAAAAAAGCCGCCAACUUCGUUUCGAUCACGGACCAAGGCAAACCAAGCCCCACGGACAACGAUUCCGACAAUGACGACGACGACAGCACGCCGCGGCCGCCAUCGUCGACAUCGCUCGUCGUCGGUGUGUUUGAUAAGAAGAAGAAGCGGCAGGACCUCAUCAGCACCGGCAUCGUCAAAUUCAACGUGAAAGCAACGGACGGCAUCAAGUUUUGCACGGCCAACAACCUCGUCGAAAAUACGCCGCGCAAGGUUGCCGAGUACCUGCACGAGUACAACGCGAGGCUCGACAAGUUUCAACUGGGCGAGUAUUUGGGCCGCGAAGCAGCGUACCAAGGCGGAUUCUGCGUCAAAGUGCUGCACGAAUUUGUCGACAUGAUGGAUUUUCACAACAUGCAAGUUGACGAAGCCAUUCGACGCUACCUAUCGUAUUUUCGACUCCCGGGCGAAGCACAAAAGAUCGACCGCAUGAUGGAAAAGUUUGCCGAACGGUACCAUCUCAACAACCCGGGUGUGUUUCCGACAGCGGAUGUCGCGUUCAUUUUGUCGUUUUCGGUCAUUAUGCUGCAGACGGACCUUCACAACCCAUCGAUCCCAGACGAAAAGAAGAUGACCAAGGAAGGUUUUCUCCGCAACAAUCGCGGGAUCAACAACGGCGAGGACUUGGCCGCCGAAUACUUGGGCGGGAUUUUCGAUCGCAUCAAGAGCACGCCGAUCUCCCUCAAGGAAGAGCAGAAACUCAAGCGCGACAGUUCGACUGUGUCGGGCGCAGUGCUCGACAAGCAGCGAAAAGACGCGUACAGCCGGGAGCGCGAAGCCAUGGUGAAAGCGUCCGAAGCAUUCUUUAAGCGGCGGUCGCCGUCGUCGCGGCUACCAAUGCUCCAUCCAGACAAGUCCCCUGCCGCGUCGUCGUCAGCCGGACUCUUCCACGUCGUGUCCGGCUCGGCCGAACAUGUGAAGCCAAUGUUUGAAAUUGUAUGGGCGCCGCUCCUCGCCGUGUGCAGCGUCAUCUUCGAAUCAUCGGAUCACCCAGUGGCCAUUCAGUACUGCCUGGACGGAUUCAAACACGCGAUUCACUUGUCGGCGAGGUUGCAAAUGCUGUCCGAGCGAGAUGCGUAUGUGUCGGUGCUGGCCAACUUUACGGCGGUCCAGCACUCGGCGACGCGGCCCAUCGGCACAAAACAGAUCGAAGCCAUCAAGACGUUGAUCGCGAUCGCUGUCAAAGAAGGCAAUUUCCUCGGCGACGCGUGGCGCGACGUGCUGCAAUGCAUUUCACACUUGGCGAGGCUGCAGUUGCAUGCGCAAGGCCUCUACGCUGACACGCAAUUCUUCGUCUCGCCAGCAAACUCGUCGACAGGGUCUGUCGGCGGCGUGACGGCGUCGAAGCGGAUUACCUCGUUUGGACAAGCAAUCCUGCUGAACAAUCCUUUCACGCCCAACCCAACACCCUCGCCAAAGUUCAAGCCGCUGACUUUGUCCGAGGACCAACUGGUCGCCAUGGAAGCGCAGAAUGCCCAGCGCAUUGCCGACCAGAUCGACGGCCUCGCCAGCGACAGAGUGUUUAGCAAUUCGCGAUACUUGACCGAUGCGUCGGUCCAAGAGUUUGUCCAGCAGCUCUGUAUUGUGUCCCUCUCCGAGUGCCAAGGGCUGACGGGAUCCGGCAUGACUGUGCGGAUGGCGGCGGUCGCGACGGCGCUGCCGCGCGUGUUUUCGCUGCAAAAACUCGUGGAGGUUGCCGACAUGAACAUGCACGUCCGGUCCCGCGUCGUCUGGGCAAGCAUGUGGAACGUGCUGAGUCGCCACUUUACCACGAUCGGGUGCCACGAUAACCUGGGUCUGGCCAUGUAUGCGAUCGAUUCACUCAAGCAGCUCAGCAUGAAGUUUUUGGAGAAGGACGAACUCCGCGACUUUAACUUUCAGCGCCUCUUCCUCACUCCGUUUGAAAUCAUCAUGGGCAAUGCCGUGUCGGUGGAAAUUCGCGAACUCGUGCUCAGCUGCGUCCACAACAUGAUCAUGAGUCGCGUCGACAGCAUUAAGUCGGGAUGGAAAACCAUUUGGGGCGUCUUGCGAGUCGCUGCGGAGACGUUCGACGUCUCCGAGCAUGACACGCGAGUCGUCCUGAUGGGGUUUGCGCUGGCCAAGACGAUCGUCGACUGCCACUUCGAUCGCGUGGUUGCCGUGUACGUCGACGUGGUGGAGUGCAUUUUAGCGUUUGCGCUGUGUGGGUCGACCACCCACCCGCGCGCAUCGCGCGAUUUGCUCGACAUGAGCCUCGACGCGACCGCCGUCUUGGGGCUGUGCCUUGGAUUCGUCGCGUCAGGUCGUGUGUUUGAACAAAUGGACGCCAGCAGUGCGACAUCACCUCGACAUCGCGUCAACAGUGCCACCGACCCAAGUUUCCACUCGUACACGAACCAAGGCACAGUGAUGUGGUGGCCGGUCCUGAAGGCGCUGGUGACGCUGGCCAGCGAUAGUCACCCAGAAAUCAGAGAUUCCGCUUUGGUCACGCUGUACGGCAGCCUGCACUCGAACGGUGCCGCGAUCGACGCGAGUUUGUGGCACGUCCUGCUUCGGGAUCUCUUGGUGCCGCUCAUGGACAGCAUUCGCCAAGUCGAGAUGCGUGACACCGAGUCGGUCAGUCGCGCGUCGUCAAAGAAAGCGCUGUUGGCGCUUGUGACGUUGUACGGGACGUUUUACCCAUCGAUCGGCCACGUCGACGACGUUCUGGACCUGUUGCAGCGAUGGAUCGUGCUGGAAAGCGAAGACCAGUUGGCAAGGGCAGCUGCCAUCGCGUACGAGACGCUGCUCGUCGAACACGGCCACCAAUUCCCCCCUGCGAUUUGGGAACUCAUCACGGCGGAGCUGCAAACGAUCCAAAGCCGGUUGCUUCCGCUCUGGCUGAUCGAGCCCACACGGGACCCGGCAACGCUGACCAUGUACCCGUCCGUGUCAGCGAUCCUGUUUCCUUCGCCAGCCAUCCAAGUUGCCGUCCCGUCGCACACACACAUGGACGUGCUGCUGGACACGCAGCGGAUAUGCGGCAACGUCCUCGUCCAAGUGGUGCACACGAGCCUGCCGCCGCACUGUUUCGAUGCGAUUUUGGUUUGGAAACCAUGCAUGCCCGUGGUCGCGACCGACUGGCGGGGUCUGUCGUAGGGAUGUCUUUGCGACAGCAUUGCCCUCUCGCGGCAACUCAACGACAACUACAAAACCCGUCUUGCGCUGUUCCAGCUUGGGUGGCGGUAUGGCUGCCAAAGCGCCAAGGAGCUACCGCACAUGUUGGCGCAAGAAAUCAUGGGGAAGCGCGAGUAUUUGAAAGCUGUGAGCCACCACUUACCCCGAUACCGCGACGAGUUUACCUCGCUGGUCGAGACGACGUUGCAAGAGUACUUGCAGUGGAGCAGCCAGGACGGCGACGCGAUGUCGCAGAGCAUGGACCUGCGCCAACGGUCGUACGGCUACGUUCCGCUGAUCGUCGACAUUUUGGAGGAACUCGCGGUGUUUUCCACGGAUGAAAUGGGGCGGCACCUGCCGUGGCUGUACCCGCUCUUGACCGAGUUGAUUCAAACCAACAGCAUCCAAGUGCGACGGGCGCUGUUUCAAGUGUUUGGAUCGAGCAUCCAGGCAUUGCUGCCCCACGCAGCGCGCUUGCCCCACGACAAUCACCAACUCGCCUCCCGCCACACGAACAAAGGAACGUCGCUGCUCUAAACACCAUCUCGUUUUUUCAACUCGACUGGGAUUAUCGUCAUUCACGUGGCAUCGGCUCGCGCCUGCUCGAUUCGACUUGUUCGAACACGCCAUCCUGCAUCUUGCCCGUGACACUGUUGUGGUAUCAACGGGCAGCUUCUCGCGGCGGCAGCGGCCAUCCUGCGUGGUGGAAUGGAGCUUGGCGCUCGCAUGCCAUGGAAACAAUGCUCGUGCACGCGCUUCGAGCGAGGACGACCUCGCCCAGUGAUACAGUGCAGCGCUGGGUGGAGCAGCGAGUUGGUUUCUGCUACUCGAGUCAAGACCGAGCGUCGUUGCGAGGCGUCUGCUGAAACACGCACGCACAUACCGUCGGCACCCGUGGUGAAGCCCCCGCUCGACGGCGCCGAGGCACAAGCCACAGCGAUCGGCAAUCGUCUGGCACACCACCACACAUGACAACAUUACGUGUCGUGCUCCGUUCGUUAGAUCAUGACGGCGCGCGUGUCGUUGAUGAAUAUGGAUGGCUCGGUGGCAGCGACGGUGGCAAUCAAAAUAACGUUUUUCGUGAUGCCCAACUCGCUGGCAACGCUCUCGUAGCAAGCGGCAAUCGCAGUGGCGAUGGCAAACGUCU